Messenger RNA from Necator americanus (New World hookworm), 669 nucleotides. RefSeq lists its product as uncharacterized. The coding region runs from base 1 to 669 and encodes 222 amino acids. Gene Ontology annotation, cellular component: SMN complex. Gene Ontology annotation, biological process: spliceosomal snRNP assembly. The record is from RefSeq and is a predicted model, not a curated record. The transcript is spliced from 5 exons. Lineage: Eukaryota; Metazoa; Nematoda; Chromadorea; Rhabditida; Ancylostomatidae.
AUGGAAAUCUAUCAUAAUCAAGAAUGGGCAAGAGAUGAGCGUUAUUCAUCAUUCUGGGCUUACUACCUUGCUGUGGAGAAGUGGAGAACUGACCAUGCACGAAUGGCAGAAAUUGCAUGCCGAGUCACUAAGGACAAAAAGAAACCAUAUCAUCAACGCAAUAAACCAGUCACUCCAACAAAAAGACGAACAAAGAAAGUACUGUCUUUAAGAAUGGAAACAGACGCUGAACACAUAACAGAGCAGAAUGUGGUGCAUAAGGAGGUUGCCAGCUCCUCAGUGUCAGUUGAUGUAGAAGAGAUGUCUGAGGAAAUGGUAGCAUUUUUUAGGAAAACAAUAGAGCACCGGAAGUCACGCGCUGCUGAAAAAGCGGAGAAAGAACGUAUCGAAGCUGAGCAGCGCGGUCAGGAAGACGAGCACUGGAUACGUCUAAACGAUGAUGACUAUGUAAUGGCCGACAAAAUCGGCGUUUACGGAAUAGAGAGACGCACAUUCGCAACACCUGACGAAGCUGCUAAAACACAGUUAAGAAGGGAAAAUGCUAGAAAAAUGUACGGCGAAGCCUCUGAACGUAUAUUGGCAAUGGAAACCCUCGUCGACAUGCGAUUCGAGCAAGAAUAUGCAAAGAAGAGGCCUCCAUUGUGGCCGAACAUUCCCCUUAAGUUAUAA